This is a messenger RNA of Trichogramma pretiosum, 985 nucleotides long. RefSeq names its product DNA-directed RNA polymerase III subunit RPC8 (gene Polr3H). The record is from RefSeq and is a predicted model, not a curated record. NCBI's taxonomy places the organism in Eukaryota, Metazoa, Arthropoda, Insecta, Hymenoptera, Trichogrammatidae. The transcript has a single exon. Gene Ontology annotation, cellular component: RNA polymerase III complex. Gene Ontology annotation, biological process: DNA-templated transcription; transcription initiation at RNA polymerase III promoter. The coding region runs from base 104 to 721 and encodes 205 amino acids.
CUGCUCGCCAAGCCGGUCUGCAUCGCGAGUCGCGACGUGUAGCAGUAGACAUCGCGACCAAAACUCAAAAACCAAAUAAUCGUUUAUCGUCCAUUGCAUCAUCAUGUUUGUGCUCACGGAGUUCAAGGACACGGUGCAAAUAUUGCCGCACAAGUUCAAGAAGAAGCUCAACGAUGCCAUAACCAACGAGCUCAAUCGCAAGCUGGCGAACAAGGUCUUCUACAAGGUCGGCCUGUGCAUCGCCCUGCACGACAUCACGCACAUCUCCGAGUCGUUCAUCGUGCCCGGCGACGGCUCCUCGCACACCAAGGUUAACUUUCGCUUCGUCGUCUUUCGGCCCUUCAUCGACGAGGUGAUAGUGGGCAGGAUACGCAGCUGCGACAGCGAGGGCGUGCACGUCACCCUCGGCUUCUUCGAGGACAUCAUCAUCAAGCCGGAAAAUCUCAAGCAGAAUUCCAUCUUCAAUCAGGCUGAGCAGGCCUGGGUUUGGCAGUACGAGGGAGAGGAUGGCAAUGUGUCAGAGCUCUUCAUGGACAUUGGUGAGCCGAUCAGGUUCAGAGUUUGCAAGGAAUUCUUCGCAGAGGCCUUGAUUGUCAAUCCAAGUGCCAAGAAAGAUUCCGAUGAGAAGAAAGAAACCACACCGUACGCACCACCUUACAUGCUCGAGGGUGAUAUCGAUGCAACCGGUCUAGGACUACUCAGUUGGUGGGCCAACGUAUGAUAUUACCUAUAGUUAAACACUGUUAAGUUGUACAUUUUUUUAGUUUCACUAGUUAAAUCAAAUUUAUUAGAUAAGAACAAAGUUAUAAUAAAAUCAUGUGUUUAUCCGUUAUUGUUAAGGAUAUUUUAACUAUAUGUGUAUUUUAUCCAAGAAAAUGCGUUGAGCAUCAAGGUGGUCAGUACCUAUCCAGAGAGAAAUUUUAAUCUAUUAACAUCAAAAAUUAUAUUUUGAUACAAACAAACUAUCAAAAAUAUACAAUCAAUA